AUGUAUGAUCAACUUCUCGUAGAGCUCCGUAACGAAGACCAGGCAGCCUUCAAAAAUGUUAUGCGAAUGCCACCAGAGAUGUUCGACGAACUGCUACCAAGAGGUGGCCCGAGUAUCACCAAACAGAAUACAACCUACAGAGAUGCCCUCGAUCCUGGCCUGAAGCUUGCUCUCACCCUUCGACAUCUUGCGUCUGGGACCAAGUAUCGCUCAAUGUCCUAUGGAUGGAGAAUCCCUCACAAUACUAUACCCCUGCUCAUCCCAGAAGUGUGCCAGGCCAUCAUCGAAGAGUACAAGGGAUUCUACUCCGUUGUCCUCAUGGCGCUCGUGGAUGCUGAUUAUCGCUUCAUCUGGGUAGACAUUGGUGGUAUGGGAUCGGCAUCAGACGCUCAGAUCUACAAUGCUUCUGAGCUGAGAUAA
Lytechinus pictus (painted urchin) is the source of this 420-nucleotide messenger RNA. RefSeq lists its product as uncharacterized. NCBI's taxonomy places the organism in Eukaryota, Metazoa, Echinodermata, Echinoidea, Temnopleuroida, Toxopneustidae. The record is from RefSeq and is a predicted model, not a curated record. The transcript has 2 exons. The coding region runs from base 1 to 420 and encodes 139 amino acids.